CGAAGUUUACUAUCACGACAGUACUUCCGGCAAAAGAUUUUCCAGUCCAUUUUUCCACUGACACAAAAAUGGAUGGAAAUGAGAAUCAUUUAAUAGUUAAUACCACUGGAAACAGAUCAGAUAUUAUGUACAGUAUUAAUGGUGAAGAUAUCAAUUCUACAACAGAAAAUCUAAAUUCUGGUAAACAUGGAAUAGGUCAGCGAGGAAAUGUAACUUUAUUUUCUGGAGAACCACAGCAUAAUGCUAUACCUGAUAUAAGUUUAAAUUCAUGUGGAUCACAGUCAGACAUUUCCAUUAUGUCUGAUGUAGAUCUUAAUUGUUUGCCUGAAGGUGCUGUUGUCAUAGCAACAAUGGAUGGAGAAAUUGAACAACAGGCUAUCACUUUGCCUACAGGAAACUCAAAAGAUGGCAAUGAAAAUACUGUUGCCAUGGCAAUAACAGACAAUAACCUAAAACAUAAGGUUGCAGACAUUGAUGUGGGUACACAAGUCAUUUCAGUUCCUAUAGAUAUGUUGCAAAAUAUGGAUGGCAAUGAUGGACAGGUUAUUACCAUACCAACAGAAUAUACAACUUUAACAGAAGGUGAACAUCAACAGGUCAUCACUGUGCCAACAGAUUAUGCAACUAUGAAUGAUAAUGACUCUGGACAUUUUGUCACUGUAUCAUCUGAAUAUGCAGUUACAAAUGAAGAUGGCCUUGGACAGGUCAUCACCAUACCAACAGAUUCAGUUAGUGCAGUUGACCUUGAAAAAAUCAUAUCUAUGCAAAGUGAAGGAUCAGUAAUGGAAUCUCAGCCCCAAAUUAUUUAUGUUUUGUCAAAAACUGAAUCAGAAAUCGAUGACGAAGGUAACAACACUUCCUUUGUUGCAGUAGUGCCAGAAUCAACAGAAGAUGCUGUGACCAUUGCAUCCAAUCAAAUUGAAGAUGAACGUUUAGCAUAUGUUGCAUUGACACCAGACUCUACCCAGAAUGCCCUGCCCAUUUCCUUUCAGGAGGAAGAUUGUACUUUAUCCUUGAAAGAGCUCUCAGCCAGAGAGAGAAGCAGAUUGAUAAAAAGGGCACAGAGACAGAAUACAGUUUUCAGAGAGAAAGAAAGAGGAAAAGUAAGAAAAAGUAUGCAAGAUAAAAGAAAAGAUCCUGCUUACAGAGAAUUGGAAAGAAAAAAGGACAGAGAAAGAAGACGUUUGUCGAGACUUACAAAUGCCUCUUUACGGGAAAAAGAAAGAUUAAGGGACAGAGAAUAUAAAAGAAGACAAAAAAUCGAUGAUAUAAAAAUUAAAAAUAAAGACGAUGACCUUCAAUGUGAUUCUUUAGUUAGAUACAUGAAUGAUAUGGAUGAAAAAUGUCAACUAACUAUCAGCUGUAAGCUUGAUGAUAGCUUAGAAGAUAAUAUGUAUAGCUUUAACGACAAGAGUUCUUUUGAUGAAGAUCUGCAGACUUCUAGUUUAAGUGUUAAUGGUGAUAGAACAGAUCUGAUUGACCAAUAUGGAGAUAGUGUUCUCCAAUCAGAUAUCUUGUCUGAUAAAGACUCAGAUUCAAGACAUUUUAUUCCAUUUAUAACUUAACAUAAGUGCUUUUUAUGUUGAUAUGUAGACUUCUAGUUUAAGUGUUAAUGGUGAUAUAUUAGAUCUGAUUGGACAAUAUGGAAAUGGUGUUCUCCAAUCAGAUAUCUUGUCUGAUAAAUACUCAGAUUCAAGAUAUUAUAUACUGUUUAUAACUUACGGUAUAAACAUAAGUGCUUUUGAUGCUGAUAUGCAGACUUCUAGUUUAAGUGUAAAUGGUGAUAGAACAGAUCUGAUUGGACAAUUUGGAGAUAGUGUUCUCCAAUCAGAUAUCUUGUCUGAUAUCCGAUAAAGACUCAGAUACUAGACAUUAUAUACUAUUUAUAACUAAAAAAAAAGCAGUAAAAAUUUCAUAUUACAAUUAUUUAUAUGAAUUAAAUGAUAAAUUGCACAAAAUGUAUAUGAUUUUGCCAAAAAAUCAAUUAAUAAAUAUCAAUGUGGAUUUAAUAUCAUAUGAUUUCUUAGCAUGCUUAGUGGAGCUUCAUGUGCAUAUUUUAACUUGAAUUGAUUCAUUUGUGGAUCUUGUACUUUUGUCAACCACCAAACUGUUAAUUGUAAGUUGAGGAGAAAGUUCAAGGUCAUAACUCAUUAUUCAAAAGAAUAGAUCCAUAGAACAAAAAUAUAUGUUGCCUUCAGUGUAUUUCAGUUCACUCAAUGAUUGUUAUUAAAUGUGUUGUGUUUGUCCCCCUUUCAUCAGAAUGUGAUCUGAUCAAUAAAAGUUUUGUUACUUUA
Mytilus californianus (California mussel) is the source of this 2294-nucleotide messenger RNA. RefSeq lists its product as uncharacterized. Lineage: Eukaryota; Metazoa; Mollusca; Bivalvia; Mytilida; Mytilidae. The record is from RefSeq and is a predicted model, not a curated record. The transcript is spliced from 5 exons. The coding region runs from base 69 to 1565 and encodes 498 amino acids.